Talaromyces atroroseus is the source of this 2763-nucleotide messenger RNA. RefSeq lists its product as hypothetical. The record is from RefSeq and is a predicted model, not a curated record. The coding region runs from base 1 to 2763 and encodes 920 amino acids. Lineage: Eukaryota; Fungi; Ascomycota; Eurotiomycetes; Eurotiales; Trichocomaceae. Gene Ontology annotation, molecular function: GTP binding; microtubule binding; GTPase activity. The transcript has 3 exons. Gene Ontology annotation, cellular component: membrane; cytoplasm; microtubule.
AUGAGCGGGAGAAUCGUCUCCCAACGCCUAACUCCGCUGUUGCGGAGGGGCUUGUUGGUGCGUCAUGUCAACUUCCCUGGGAGUCGCACAGGGGGCCUUCUUCGGGUGGAUAAUGCUGCCGUCAGAGGUCGGGCAUGGCCUAUCGGUGCCAGCUCUAUUCACAACAAUGUCCCCGCCGUACGAAACAUAUCGUUCGCAAGAAUAUUACCGCGAUUAGCGGUGAAACUGGCGCGUAUUCCGGCAAUGUUUGGAGGAGCAAUGAUUGCGGGAGUGGCUUAUAUUCAAUAUCAGGCGAUGCAGGCUGGAAACUACGCUAUUGACCUCUUCAACCAAGCCAAAGAAACCGCUGGGGGUGCGGCGUCCGAUUUGUUCCAGGGCCUGCAAGAUAUCGCUUCUCAGACGGGCCGUGGCUGGCAGCGGGUCAAGGAAGAGACAGAAAUCCCCGAAUGGAUGCAGAAGAUAUUCCGUCUGGACGAGGAGGCUCAAACGGGAGGAAGCGGUUCUGGAGAAGGAGGAGGAAAUAACUCCCCCAACGACGGCCAAGUUGCGGCUGCCGCAGUAGGAGCGGCAGCGGGAAGCACUUAUGCAUACGACAAUACGGAUGAUGGCGACAUGCAGUCACAGAGAGGAGCAGACAAUGACCAGAUGAUGGUUUUAACUCGGAAAAUGAUCGAGAUUAGGAACAUUUUGACGCAAGUUGGACAGUCAAACACGCUGACAUUACCUUCAAUCGUUGUUAUUGGAUCACAGUCUUCUGGCAAGAGCUCUGUUCUAGAGGCUAUUGUUGGACACGAGUUUUUACCCAAAGGCUCGAAUAUGGUGACUCGUCGCCCGAUAGAGCUGACACUGGUCAACACGCCAAACGCACAGGCAGAGUACGGAGAGUUCCCUGCGCUCGGUUUAGGAAAGAUUACAGAUUUUUCACAAAUUCAACGUACAUUGACCGACCUGAAUCUGGCUGUCUCCGACAAGGAUUGUGUCAGUGACGAUCCUAUUCAGUUACAUAUCUAUUCUCCGCAUGUCCCCGAUCUCUCUAUGAUCGAUUUGCCGGGCUAUAUCCAAGUUGCCGGUAGCGAUCAACCACCAGAAUUAAAACAAAAAAUCUCGGACCUUUGCGACAAGUACAUCCAAGCGCCCAACAUUAUUCUCGCUAUUUCGGCCGCUGACGUCGAUCUGGCCAAUUCCACAGCACUCCGUUCUAGCCGACGGGUUGAUCCGCGCGGUGAACGUACCAUUGGAGUGAUAACGAAGAUGGAUUUGGUCGAGGCUGACCGCGGAGUAAGCAUACUGACAGAUAAAAAGUACCCGCUUCGGCUUGGGUACGUUGGUGUCGUAUCCCGCAUUCCACAAACAUCGACACUGUUCUCUCGCGGAAGUGGCAAUAUCACGAACGCUAUUUUGAAGAAUGAAAAGACGUAUUUUUCUGCUCAUCCGUCCCACUUUGGACCGGGCUCGGAAACCUCAGUGGGUGUUCCAACGCUACGGGAGAAGCUUAUGAACGUCCUUGAACAGACCAUGGCACGAAGUCUCGCUGGCACGAGAGAUGCUAUUACUCAAGAACUCGAAGAGGCUACCUAUGAAUUUAAAGUGCAGUACAAUGACCGGCCGCUUAGUGCAGAGUCGUAUCUGGCGGAAAGCCUAGACAGUUUCAAGCACUCAUUCAAGGCCUUUGCAGAGGACUUUGGCCGUCCUCAGGUGCGAGAGCUACUGAAGCAUGAGCUCGACCAACGCGUGAUGGAUAUUCUCGCGCAACGAUACUGGAACAAACCAGUUGAGGAUCUCUCCGUUGCGCCCUCGGAGCCAGACCCAUUGAAGGAUCUCCCCAAGGCCGAUCUCGAAAAUUUGUAUUGGCAGCGGAAGUUGGAUGCUUCAACGUCAAAUUUGACAAAACUGGGAAUUGGCAGAGUAGCGACUACGGUUGUUGCCAGUGCGCUACAAGAGCAUGUUAAUCAUCUUGUUGCGCAGUCUACAUUUUCGACACACCCAUACGCACAGAACGCGAUUAUGGAAGCCUGCAAUGGCAUUCUGAAUGACCGAUUCUUCAGCACCAGCGACCAAGUGGAGAAUUGCAUUAAACCUUAUAAAUUCGAGAUAGAGGUGGAAGAGCCCGAAUGGGCCAAGGGGCGCGAAAAUGUCCACAAGGUGUUGAAAGAGGAGCUCAGGGCAUGCGAAGCAGCACUGAGACGUGUGGAAGACCAGAUAGGCAGGCGAAAGCUCAAGGAUGUGAUGUCGUUUGUCGACCGAGUUCGGAAGGGCGAUGUUGUAUUAGAUGGCAGCGCUGGAGGUGCUGGGGGGUUCAGUGCGGCACUACUAGAAAAAGGCCGAGAGGGUAUAUUCCUCCGCGACCGAGCGGACAUAAUCAAAAUGCGCAUGCUAGCUGUACGAUCGAAGCAAUGCUCGUCGCUCAAGAACAAAUACUACUGCCCCGAAGUCUUCCUCGACGUGGUAGCUGACAAGCUAACCGCGACGGCCGUCUUAUUUCUGAAUGUCGAACUCCUCUCGGAAUUUUACUACAAUUUCCCCCGCGAACUCGACCAGCGUCUUGGCCGGCACCUCUCAGACUCGGAAGUUGAGCGAUUCGCGCGCGAAGACCCGCGCGUCCGAAAGCACUUGGACGUGAUUAAGAAGAAAGAAACGCUUGAAUUGGCGCUACAAAAGAUUGAGAGUCUGCGUCAGUUAGAGGGGCGGUCGCGACGAGAUUCCGCAAGUCGCGAGAGAGAACGAAACCCGCCAGGUAGAGAGCGGCGCUGGGGGUUGUUUUAG